AUCGACGAUCUCAAAGAGGAGAACGGCACGCUCGAGAAGAAGCUGCUGCACCUCGCAAAUACACGCGACGCUGAAAACGGCGCGGACAGCGACGCUAACGACGCGCAGGCGGCUCUGAUUUCGUCGCUGCAGGAAGAUAACGACAGACUCGGCGUGGAGGUUAAGGAGGCACGUGUGUUCGUGAAAGAGAGGAAGGCGAGAGAAUCCGAGACAACAGAGAAAGUGGGUGAACUGGAGGGUGAGAUCAAGGAGCUGAAGGACAG
This is a messenger RNA of Sphaeroforma arctica JP610, 263 nucleotides long. RefSeq lists its product as hypothetical. The transcript has a single exon. The record is from RefSeq and is a predicted model, not a curated record. The annotation marks the transcript as partial. Lineage: Eukaryota; Ichthyosporea; Ichthyophonida.